GAAAGCUAGAUAAGGGAAUUAAAAAAAUAUUUUAUAAAGAAUGAAGGCCGGAAAUACGUAAACAACUGGCACACUUGGAUGCCAGGUACUGGCACGUAACAACUACAGAAUAUUUAGAAUGACAAUACAGUAAGUAGCUAAGAUUUAGCAGAACCUUUACUGUAAGGUUUAUGUAGGAAUACCUUCGGCGAAUUUUUUACGCUGACGAAUUCGCGGGCAAUCGCUAGUUUUAUAACCGGUUACACGGAUGUUUUGGUUCUGAAUGACAGUUCUCAGUUCACGUUGUGAAUGAGCACACGUGUUUAUGUUAAACGUUUUUGUAUUAAUAAGUUUUAAUUAAUUGGAACAAUGUUUGUGGAAAUGCCAUUGGUGGCGCGAUGCUGUUUUUGCGCACCUUUGAGAUAUGGACUUUUGAUAUGGGCUUAUUUAAAGUUGGUAACAAGUGUUCUAGCUUUGGGCAUUACAAUAAUGUGGGUGUUUCUUUGGCUUUUUUUCACACUGGGUGAAACAUCCUUACUGUUGUUAAUUCUGUCGACUCUAAUUAGCCUAAUAGCUGAUGUGGUCUUCAACUUUAUACUUAUUAUGGGAUCUCAUAAGAAAAACAGAUCAUUAUUGUGUUUGUAUCACCGCUAUGCUUACGCCCACGCCGCUAUCUUCUUAAUGCUGGGAGUUUUGUGGAUCUCGUAUGCUAUCGUGGAGAAUGGAAAACCUUUGAACAAACCUGACUCUGUGAUAUACAUUCUAUGUAUGGUGACGUCAGUAAUCGUUCCUUUAAUCUUACACAUCUACCUCUUUAUAGUGUUACGAAGUGAGAUACACAAACUGGAAGCGAAGGAUCAAAUAAAUUUCGUGAAUCCAAUCAACGAGUACAUAUCUGGGACGGAAGACCUUACCACGGACAAUAAAACUAACGAAGACAACUAGAACUGUUGUAAUAAAACUUUUUAGCUUAUAAUAUAUUUAUAGUUAAGGAA
This is a messenger RNA of Papilio polytes (common Mormon), 974 nucleotides long. RefSeq lists its product as uncharacterized. The coding region runs from base 349 to 924 and encodes 191 amino acids. The transcript has 4 exons. Lineage: Eukaryota; Metazoa; Arthropoda; Insecta; Lepidoptera; Papilionidae. The record is from RefSeq and is a predicted model, not a curated record.